GUGACUACCAUAGGGGGUACCCGUAGCUGACCCGGACCCGUCAUGAUUUAACGGCGGAUUUUUCAUUUCCUCGCGCUGAAUGAACACCGGGGACGUCCCACGUUCGCCUACGCUGUAUGAGAGGAAGCUCGAGGUUCCAGAGCAGCCAUGCCCGUCUCCCUGCUAUGGGCGGUGGACGUGUACGGACGGGUCUACAGCCUAUCCACAGCAGGGCAGCAAUGGGAGCAAUGUCGAGAUGCACAGAUGGAGUUCAAGCGGGUAACAGCAGCUCGGCAGUGCUGUUGGGGCAUCGCCUGUGACAACAACAUCUACCUGAACGUCCACGCCUCUGACCUGCCUGUCCGCUACCAGGAGGAGACCUAUGAGAACCAGCGAUGGAACCCUGUCGAUGGUUUCUCUGAGAGGUUGCUGCCAAGCGACCGCUGGCAGUGGAGUGAUGUCACAGGUUUGCAACAUCAGCCCUUGGAUGGCUUUAAGCUCCCCUCCAGCAGCUGGGAGUGGGAGGGCGACUGGUACGUGGAUGAAAACUUUGAGGGGGAGCCCACAGAGAAAGGGGGGUGGAGCUACGCCAUCGACUUUCCUGCUACCUACACCAAAGACAAGAAGUGGAACUCCUGUGUCCGUCGCAGGCGAUGGCUUCGCUACAGGAGGUACAAAGCCAUGGACACCUGGGCGAAGAUCCCCUCACAGCAGACGUCUCUACCUGAUCCCUUCAGCGACAUUAGCUGUGGAGGCUGGGAGAUCAGUGAGGAGCCCAGAGGACGACUGUCACUGUGGGCUGUGUCUCUGCAGGGCAGGGUGUGGUUCAGAGAGGGAAUCUAUCACCAAAACCCAGAGGGCUCUUCGUGGGAGGAGGUGUCUCUCCCUGGGGAGGUGGUCCAGAUCAGCUGUGGCCCAGGGGAUCUGGUCUGGGCGGUGCUGUGGGAGGGGCAGCUCAUCGUCAGGGAGGGGAUCGGCAGAGAUUGUCCCAAAGGUACCUCCUGGGCUGUGGUGGAGUCUCCAAGUCCGGAUGUGGGAGCCACUCAUGUAGCUGUGGGAGUCAACGUUGUUUGGGCUUUAACCAAGGAUAACAAAGUGUGGUUCAGACGAGGCGUGAACUCCCACAACCCCUGUGGCUCCGGCUGGAUCAGCAUGGUGGGAGAAAUGAUCAUGAUCAACGUUGGACUCAACGACCAAGUGUUGGCUAUCAGCUCUGAGGAUCGGGCGGUGUGCUUCCGACAAGGUGUGACCACUAGUGAACUGAGUGGAAAAACCUGGAAGGCCAUCAAUGUCCCCAGAGACGGAGACAGAUCUCACUCCAGUGCGAGCGGAAGCAGCUUGCAGAGUGCUGGCUGUUAUUUCUGCGGUGAGGUCCAGGCUCACUCAGCUGCAAGUGAUGCUGAAUCUGAUCCAGACAAGGCAUCUACAGAUGGAGCCAACUGCCUUGUCACCUCCACCUCCCCUGAGUCCUUUGUGGACGCCCCAACAGACCAACUGACAGAGACCCCCAAACCCCGCAUUCCUAAAGUAACCAGCGACAGCUUCAUCUCUGAGCUUGUCUCUGACCGAGGACCAGGAAAAAGCUCCAGAGAAGCCGCUUCAGAUGUUCUGGAGGAAGAGACUAUCACUGAGGAUGGAGAGGUUAAAGCCCCCUCCGAUGGUGCAGCUGUUUCCCCCAGCCAGUCUGGAGCUCCUCUUGACCCCCAGUGGAGCAACGUGGAUCUGGAGGAGGCACAGAGUCAGCAAGCUCAGACGGGACUGGUGCUGGACUCGGCCGACACCUGCAGUCUGUCAUCGGUGGCCACGUACACUUUGGCCAUGGACGAUCCGUACGGGGCAGACGAGCACCCUCUGUGGGCGUGGGUCAGUGCAGGAGGCUGCUCUGUGGACAGUCAUUCCCAACUCAACUGGUUCAACAGUUCUAUAAACACUUCCUCAUUGGUACAGUCAGUCCAGUCCAUGAGUUUGUCCAUCACCCCAGCACAGACAGCAGCCUGGAAGAAACAAAUCUUUGAGCAGCUCAAUGACAGGGCCAAAAGGGAGAUGGAGAAUUUCAGACACUACGAACAAGCCAUAGAACAGUCUGUGUGGGUUAAAAAGGGAACCAUGCAGUGGUGGAGGGACUGGAAGCCCUACAAAUGGAUGGACGUCCAUUUUGCUCUGGAGCAGUUUUCAGGACCAGAGGGCAACAAGGACGGCAUCCUUUUCAUCUAUUACAAUUUCUAUGAGGAGAAGAAGUACCUACAUGCCUUUAUUAAUGAGAUCACCAUCCUGGUUCCUGUGUUGAAUGACUACAAACAUACUUUUGCCAUCUAUACUCCUGAGCGGACCAAACAGAGGUGGCCAAUCAGAGUGGCUGCUGCUACAGAACUGGAGAUGCAUGACUGGCUGGCUUUGUUGAGUGUGUCGUGCUGUGACUCCAGGGGGAUCCAGGGUCCCCCCUCCAAACAGGCCAUCUGGUCCAUCACCUGUAAAGGGGACAUCUUUGUCAGUGAGCCUUCUCCUGCUCUGGAGGCCAUGCCUUACCCCACACCCUGUGAUCAGAUGUUCUGGCGGCAGAUUGGCGGUCACCUCCGUAUGAUCGAGUCCAACAGUGCUGGCAUAGUGUGGGGGAUCGGCUAUGAUCACACAGCCUGGGUCUACACUGGGGGAUACGGUGGAGGCUUCCUCCAGGGACUGGCCAGCAGCACAGAUAACAUUCACACACAGGUGGAUGUGAAGAGCGUCUAUAUCUAUGAGAACCAGAGGUGGAACCCCGUCACUGGCUACACCAACAGAGGGCUGCCUACAGACCGUUACAUGUGGAGUGAUGCAUCAGGACUGCAUGAGUGCACAAAAACAAACACAAAACCUCCGUCUCCUCAGUGGACAUGGGUGUCAGACUGGGCCAUCGACUACAGCGUUUCUGGAGGGACUGACAGAGAGGGCUGGCAAUAUGCUGCAGAUUUUCCAGCGUCAUAUCACGGCCAUAAAACGAUGAAGGACUUUGUGCGUCGCAGGCGAUGGGCUAGGAAGUGCAAACUGGCCACGACUGGACCAUGGCAAGAAAUCCCCCCCAUACCCCUGAGUGACGUGACGAUCCUGCCGUGUGCAUCUCAGAGCAGCGUGGACGUGGUUCCUUUGUGGGCGAUCAGCAACAAGGGUGAUGUGCUCUGCCGGCUGGGAGUCACUACUCUGACACCUGCUGGAUCCUCGUGGCUCCAUGUGGGAACCGACCAGCCUUUCAAGUCCAUCUCCAUCGGAGCAGCCAGCCAGGUUUGGGCCAUUGCCAGGGAUGGUUCUGCCUUUUACAGGGGAUCUGUGUCUGCACAAAACCCAGCAGGAGACUCCUGGUAUCACAUCCCCUCACCAGCCAAGCAGAAGCUGAAGCAGGUGUCAGUUGGGAGGACUUCUGUCCAUGCAGUGGAUGAAAAUGGUAACCUGUGGUACCGACAAGGUGUGGCCCCCAGCUACCCUCAGGGCUCCUCCUGGGAACACAUCUCUAAUAAUGUGCGCAAGGUCUCUGUGGGGCCUCUAGACCAGGUGUGGAUCAUAGCAGAUAAAGUUCAGGGAAGCCGCAGUCUGAGCUGUGGAACUGUUUGUCAUCGACUCGGAGUCCAGCCAAUGGAGCCUAAAGGACAGUCGUGGGACUACGGCAUUGGGGGUGGAUGGGACCACAUCACCGUGAGAGGGAACUCUGUGGAGCCGCCCCGUCUCCCCUCUCUAACAGAACCGUCCCAAACGUAGAGCUUCAUCCCUUUAAGGAACACAAAGGGUCAACGACGACGCUUUCAGGCGCUAGAGAAUGAUAAGUGCAUGCUGCCUACUUCCUUUGUACUGAUGGUCAUGAAAUGU
This is a messenger RNA of Cheilinus undulatus (humphead wrasse), 3813 nucleotides long. It is a transcript of the gene tecpr1a, whose product is annotated as tectonin beta-propeller repeat containing 1a. The record is from RefSeq and is a predicted model, not a curated record. Gene Ontology annotation, cellular component: membrane. Lineage: Eukaryota; Metazoa; Chordata; Actinopteri; Labriformes; Labridae. The coding region runs from base 148 to 3705 and encodes 1185 amino acids. The transcript is spliced from 25 exons.